Dictyostelium discoideum AX4 is the source of this 381-nucleotide messenger RNA. It is a transcript of the gene rpl35, whose product is annotated as S60 ribosomal protein L35. Lineage: Eukaryota; Evosea; Eumycetozoa; Dictyosteliales; Dictyosteliaceae. The record is from RefSeq and is a predicted model, not a curated record. Gene Ontology annotation, cellular component: cytosolic large ribosomal subunit; ribosome. The transcript is spliced from 2 exons. Gene Ontology annotation, biological process: translation; maturation of LSU-rRNA from tricistronic rRNA transcript (SSU-rRNA, 5.8S rRNA, LSU-rRNA). The coding region runs from base 1 to 381 and encodes 126 amino acids. Gene Ontology annotation, molecular function: structural constituent of ribosome.
AUGGCCGAAAAAACUAAAGCUUUUGAACUCAGAACCAAAAACAAGACUCAAUUACUUGAACACCUCAAGGAACUCAGAACUGAGCUCUCAAGUUUAAGAGUUGCCCAAGUUAAAUCACCAAACCCAAGCAAAUUAGCCAAAAUCGGUACCGUCCGUAAAGCUAUUGCCCGUGUUUUAACUGUUUUCAACCAAACUCAAAAGAACCAUCUCCGUGCUGUCUAUUCUAAAAAAUCAUCAAGCAAGAUCCCAACUGAUCUCCGUUACAAAAAGACUAGAGCCAUCAGAAGACGUCUCACCAACAAACAAUCUAAAGUUGUCACCUUAAGAGUUUCCAAAACUGCCACCAACUUCCCACAAAGAGUUUUCGCUGUUAAAGCCUAA